Messenger RNA from Symbiodinium pilosum, 453 nucleotides. The record is from the annotation of a GenBank genome assembly. Lineage: Eukaryota; Dinophyceae; Suessiales; Symbiodiniaceae.
GCCUUGUGUCCUGUACCAGCUGGGCGCUUCCUGGGGUCCCGCCCUUGCCCGCGGGCAGAUAUGGCGGCUGGUAACUCCAGUGAUGCUUCACGCAAACUUGACCCACCUGCUCUUCAAUGUGUUCUUCCAGCUCCGAAUGGGCUUUGGUAUGGAGAGGCAAUUUGGUAGGGAGAAGAUGAUGAUGAUCUACUUUGCGUGCGGCCUCUUCGGCAAUCUGAUGUCUGUAGCCGUGGACCCAUACAAACUUGCCGUCGGCGCUUCGACUGCCGGGUUCGGCCUCAUUGGAGUUUGGCUUGCUGAAAUCCUCCUCUCUUGGGAGAUCUUGGGGCCAGCGCGCGAGCGAACUGUGAUCUGGAUUGUUUUCAUGAUGAUCUCGGUCACCACGAUGUCGUCCAUGACGCCGAACAUGGACAUCUUUGGGCACUUGGGUGGAGCCUUGGGAGGCUUCCUGCU